ACACCACCUGUGAAGGAUGUGACUCCUAAUGUCAAUAGCGUUUGGUCAAGUCACGUGCAUGAUCUUGCUGCAACGCGGUCGGCAAUAGAUGAAUGCCUAAAACGGCAUAUUGCUGAGCGGAACGAAGCGCAUGCGAAGUUGACUUGGAUUAAGCUGCGCCAUCAGAGGACAUGUCAAGAACGAGACCUCCGCGCCCGCCGCAAACAGAAGUUUGCUACCCAGCCGACUUUGCCGGAGGAAUUCAUUCAACAUACUUCUCCCUUUGCAGAUAUACCUGUUGUACAAAUGCCGUUUGAUCGAAGCUGGGCUUCCAAAGGUCUCCCUGACAUGGCACAAGAGGUUUUUGUCAAAGCCAAACCAAGAGAUACUGUAUUUCGAUCCGGAUUAUCGGCUCAUACAACAAAGUUCCGGUCGGAAGCUGUGGUCAUACCUCCUUUCAAGGAAUACGUUAGCUUGAGAAACAAUAUUCUAGCUGACAACGAGUCAAAGUUGCUCGCGACACCAUACUUUGAAGAUGAAGAUUACGAAAGCCGGCUAGCUCUAUUGGAUGCGCUUCCGACUAUAUACGAAUUAACACACGACGAGAAGGGACCAAUCGAUCUACGCAAAGAGCAGUGUCGGUUCUACAGAAUUGCGAUCGAAGCUUUCCUAGGCGAGAUUGGCGUGACUUGGAACGAAGUCCUAUACUGGUUGCUGGCAUCCGACGAUGUUAUCAAGCAGAUCAAUACUGGCAUGUCUGGAAGCGAGGAUUUCUCAUCCAUAUUGCUUGAAAGAUCGCAGUACAGCAUUGAGGAAUUUGAGCGAGAUGAGGAGCUCAAGGAAACAACUUUAUUCGACCGUGACGAUGAGAAAUGGCAGGACUUUAUCAAACAACUCGAGAGACCUUCUGCAAUGACCCUGAGGCUCGCGGCCAUAGCUUGCUCUGCUGUGCUACAUGAAUGCGAAUUCAGCAUAUGGUAUCUGGCCCAACAGUCUGAUAUUGUCCAGAACAAUAUUCUGAGGAAGACUUUAACUGGAAAAAAUCCUGUCCAAUCUUCAUAUAGACAGAUUUGGUGCAGGGUGUGUCACCAGCACAAUUGCCUCCUCCAUGGCGAGUUAAGGCAAGUUCCCGAAGAUUCGUGGAUGACUGAGUCAGACGAGGACGAUGACGAGUUUCAGAGUAGCCGUCGCAACUCAGGAAGUACGCUCGACGAAGACUCGAGUCCUUUGCCUGCGCAUUUCGACGACGAUUCAGACAUUGAGAAGGUGAUCAAUUACAAGCUACCAGCAAAUGCCGACGCAUUCAACGCCUAUCCCGAAUCAGAAAUGAUUGCAUCUAGAGGUGCGAAACCACCCCCAGGAAAAUUCAAUGCGCACUGGUGGUUGCAACGGGAUCUCGUGCAGCACUGGGAGAAGCGUAAACCAUUCUUUCCAUGCAAUCACGAGGGUAGCUGCGAGGAUGCAAGAUGCCGGUGCUACCGGGAGGGCAUCACCUGCGAGAAGACUUGCAAGUGCUCCCAAUCAUGCAAUCGGCGGUUCCCUGGUUGCGGCUGUUUGGUCAUUCCAGGAAAGCGGGUUUGUGAUUCAGACAAAUGCCUCUGUGUCAAAUUCAACAGAGAGUGUGAUGCAGAACUCUGCGGAUCCUGUGGCGCGACUGAAAUCCUCGAUCCUGUCAACCGAUACAACGAAGAUGUAGUAGCCCGCAACUGUUUCAACGUGGCAAUUCAGCGGGGUGUUCCUCGAAAGACGUUGCUUGGACACUCAGAAGUACAUGGAUUUGGGUUGUACAUGGGCGAAGAUAUCGAGAAAGGAGAAUAUAUUGGCGAAUACACUGGCGAAGCUAUCUCAGUCAAUGAAGGCAACCGCAGACUCACCAUCUACGACUAUCAGAAGACGAUGUAUCUGUUUCGUCUGAACUCGAAACAAGAAGUGGAUGCUACAUAUAUGGGCAACAAGCUCCGCUUUAUUAACAAUGCUGAUGACAAAUACACCAACUGUGCGCCGAGGAAUCUCCUCUGCAACACUGUCUUUCGCAUAGCACUCUUUGCCACAACCAACAUCAAGGCGGGUACAGAAUUGUACUUCAAUUAUAAUUAUCCGAAAGAGAAGACAGCACAGUUCAAGCAACCAAACGGCAAGGUUGUUGCGGUCAAAGAGACCAAGCCAAAGGUGAAGAGGGUGGAUGCAGGCAGCAAAACCAGCCAACCAGUUGUGGAGCGCGACCGAUCACGUAUACUGGCAGCUACUGCAAAGGCUAGAGCCGCCAAAGCGGCUAAGAGGGCGGCAAUGCUAGAGGAAGAAGCCAGGUUAGCACUUGCAAAGUCUCUACCAGGACCAUUCCGAGCACGCAAGACUGCCACUGGCACGCCCAGUGUGAAGAGAGCGUCGAAAUUGCGAGACAGUCUCUGUAGAAACGAGUCUACUGGCUCCGACACUGGCCUCGACGUUGAAGUGAGUGAUGGCGAAAUGUCCGUAGCUGGUGCAUCACAAGAGACGACGACAAGCCAGUACGUGGAGGACACGGACGAAGAUGGAGAAUUUACUACAGGUGAUAGCCAGGAAAACGGAUAUGAAAACGUGCGCAGGUCUGCACGGCAUGGUAGUGCUGUGGGGCACCGGAGGCCAGGCAGACCGCGCAAAAGGGGGUCUGAUGUUGCGCCGGCGAUGGCCACUGAGAGGAGGAGUGGGAACUUGGGCGGAGCGCGACCGGGUGCUGGUAGAAAGAGGAAGAGACCCGUCAUUCUUAAUAGCGAUGACGAGUGA
Bipolaris maydis ATCC 48331 is the source of this 2742-nucleotide messenger RNA. RefSeq lists its product as uncharacterized. Gene Ontology annotation, molecular function: histone H3K27 methyltransferase activity; chromatin binding; protein binding. NCBI's taxonomy places the organism in Eukaryota, Fungi, Ascomycota, Dothideomycetes, Pleosporales, Pleosporaceae. Gene Ontology annotation, biological process: heterochromatin formation. Gene Ontology annotation, cellular component: nucleus; ESC/E(Z) complex. The record is from RefSeq and is a predicted model, not a curated record.